Thelazia callipaeda (thelaziosis nematode) is the source of this 522-nucleotide messenger RNA. The record is from the annotation of a GenBank genome assembly. Lineage: Eukaryota; Metazoa; Nematoda; Chromadorea; Rhabditida; Thelaziidae.
AUGUGUUGUUGGUUACGACAUGGAUAUAUGACAAAUGAUUUCACGAAUAUGUUCAUAAAUACUGUGAAUUUAAUCGUAUUUUGGGGCUACAUUUUUGCAUUUGCCUUUUAUCAGCCACGACGAAAACAUUUAUACGGGCAACUAUUUGCGCUGUUUUUUUCUCUACUUUGUAUCUUUUCUUACGUUAAUUGGCAGCCACUUGAAGAAGCAGCAGAUGUAAUGGGCGGAAUUUCAGCAGCUAUGCAAAUUUUUAGUUUGGCUGGACAAGUCUACGAAAUUAAACGUGCAAUUUCCUUUGGUCACACGGAAUACAUUCCUGCUGAACUACAAUUUGGAAUUUUUCUUUUGGUAAUACAGUGGACUAUUUUUGGUAUUUUGAUUGGAAAUUAUUACAUCGCUAUUGCUAAUUUUGCUGCACUUCUUGUAAAUAUUGCAACAAUAUCACUAUACUUUAUUUAUCCACCACUUACUUGGAAAGUUCCAAUAAUUGGCACAGGAUUAGGUUACAAGAAAAUCGAAUGA